UGGCGGGAGUGAGAAGUUUUGGCAGCCAGGGCCUGAGAGAGGUCAAGGGUCAGUGCAGAGCCAAGGAAGAGAUGGUGAAGCAAACGAUCCAGAUUUUCGCCAGGGUGAAGCCCACUGUCCGGAAGCAGCAACAAGGGAUUUAUUCCAUAGAUGAAGACGAAAAAUUAACACCUAGCCUGGAAAUUACCUUACCUCGUGAUUUGGCAGAUGGGUUUGUGAAUAAUAAGCGAGAAAACUACAAAUUUAAAUUUCAAAGGAUUUUUGAUCAGAAUGCAAACCAAGAGACCAUUUUUGAAAACAUUGCCAAACCAGUUGCUGAGAGUGUCCUGGCAGGUUACAAUGGCACCAUCUUUGCAUAUGGGCAGACAGGCAGCGGUAAGACGUUCACCAUCACGGGUGGUGCAGAGCGCUACAGUGACAGAGGCAUUAUCCCAAGGACACUGUCGUACAUUUUUGAGCAACUACAAAAGGACAGCGGCAAAAUAUAUACAACACACAUUUCCUAUUUGGAAAUCUACAAUGAAUGUGGUUAUGAUCUGUUGGAUCCAAGACAUGAAGCCUCCAGUUUGGAAGACUUGCCGAAAGUGACAAUAUUAGAGGACCCCGAUCAGAACAUUCACCUGAAAAACCUGUCUCUUCAUCAGGCAACCACCGAGGAAGAAGCUCUGAAUCUGCUUUUCUUAGGAGACACCAACAGAAUGAUUGCAGAGACUCCUAUGAACCAAGCUUCAACUCGUUCCCACUGCAUUUUCACUAUUCACUUAUCGAGCAAAGAACCAGGAUCUGCAACUGUUCGACAUGCCAAACUUCAUUUGGUUGACCUGGCUGGUUCAGAGCGCGUUGCAAAGACUGGAGUAGGGGGCCAACUUCUAACAGAGGCCAAGUAUAUCAACUUGUCACUGCAUUACUUAGAGCAGGUUAUCAUUGCCCUUUCAGAAAAACACCGUUCGCACAUUCCCUACAGGAACUCCAUGAUGACCAGUGUCCUAAGGGACAGCUUGGGAGGGAACUGCAUGACGACCAUGAUUGCAACACUCUCUUUAGAGAAAAGGAAUAUCUAUGAGUCUAUAUCUACCUGCAGAUUUGCACAACGAGUGGCACUCAUAAAGAAUGAAGCUGUUCUUAAUGAAGAAGUUGAUCCCAGAUUGAUGAUUAUACACCUACAAAAGGAAAUCCAGGAACUGAAGGAUGAACUGGCCAUUGUCACUGGGGAGCAGAGGACAGAGGCACUCACAGAAGCAGAGCGACUUCAGUAA
Messenger RNA from Ceratotherium simum simum (southern white rhinoceros), 1256 nucleotides. RefSeq names its product kinesin family member 6 (gene KIF6). Gene Ontology annotation, biological process: microtubule-based movement. NCBI's taxonomy places the organism in Eukaryota, Metazoa, Chordata, Mammalia, Perissodactyla, Rhinocerotidae. The record is from RefSeq and is a predicted model, not a curated record. Gene Ontology annotation, molecular function: ATP binding; microtubule binding; microtubule motor activity.